AUGUUCCAGCACAGCAGCAAUAAUAAGAAAUGCUUCACCAUCGAGUCUCUGGUGGGGAAGGAUCCGAGCAGCUUCAGCGGCUCCGCGGAGGAACCCAUCCGGCCCACGGCGCUCCGCUUCCCGGACUCCCUGCACCCGGCCGCCGGGGUGUUCGGCUCCUGCUUCCAGUCCGGCAGCGGCGGCAGGACUUUAUACGCAUCAGCCGGGCCGGACCUGGUGCUGCAGGAGCCCGGGACGCACAGCACGCAGAGCCCCGCAGGACUCCCGCUGCACGCGCUGCAGAUCCCGCCCCCCCCGCAGAGCUUCUUCAGCCCGCAGCACCGGGAGCACGCGCUCAGCUUCUACCCCUGGGUGCUCCGCAGCAGGUACCUGGGCCACCGCUUCCAAGGUGAGCCAGACCUCCUCCAGCAGGCCUCCAGCAGCUCUUAA
Molecule: messenger RNA, 429 nt
Organism: Scomber japonicus (chub mackerel)
Lineage: Eukaryota; Metazoa; Chordata; Actinopteri; Scombriformes; Scombridae
Product: homeobox protein EMX1-like
Exons: 1
Coding region: 1-429 (142 amino acids)
Source: RefSeq, a predicted model, not a curated record